Molecule: messenger RNA, 2136 nt
Organism: Fusarium redolens
Lineage: Eukaryota; Fungi; Ascomycota; Sordariomycetes; Hypocreales; Nectriaceae
Exons: 4
Coding region: 154-1977 (607 amino acids)
Biological process (GO): DNA replication; nucleotide-excision repair; double-strand break repair via homologous recombination
Cellular component (GO): DNA replication factor A complex; nucleus
Molecular function (GO): damaged DNA binding; single-stranded telomeric DNA binding
Source: RefSeq, a predicted model, not a curated record
CAACGCGCUGAACGCGUCUUACGUACCUACCUAGUACCUUCUCGUUGACGCCUUUCACUCAUCACCUAUCACCUUCUCGACAGAACAAAACGAAAAGGCCCCCGUUCCAACAGCAUACACAACCUCCCAAAAGAAGCGUAAAGCACAAUAACCAUGGACGCAGCUUCAGCGCUAUCGCGAGGCGCUCUUGACGUGAUCUUCAAUGAUCCUGAAAAAGCCAGCAAGCUCUUCCCGGUACCUGUUCUGCAAUGUCUUCAAGUCAAGCAGAUGGCUCCGUCCGCUCAAGGAGGAGACCGAUUUAGACUUGUAAUGAGCGAUGGGCAGCAUUACGUCCAGACCAUGCUGGCUACUCAAGCCAACCAUGUCGUGCAUGAAAACAAGCUGGUUCGUGGUUGCAUUGCCCGAAUCAAGCAAUACACACCCAACAAUUUGAAGGGCAAGAACAUUCUCGUCAUUCUCGAUAUCGAAGUCAUCGAAUCUCUUGGCGUCCAAGAAAAGAUUGGCGAGCCCUAUGCUGUCGACUCCAAGCCAGCUGCCCAGGAGGGUGCCAUUGCUGGAGGCGAUUUUUACGGCGUCAAGAAGGAAGAAUCAAAGACACAGCCCCAGCAAUUCCAACAGCAACAACAGUCGAUGCCCUCACGACCUGCCAUGCACGCUGGCAGUAACAUCUAUCCUAUCGAGGGUCUGUCGCCCUUCGCUCACAAGUGGACAAUCAAGGCCCGAGUUACCUCUAAAUCAGAUAUCAAGACAUGGCACAAGGCCACUGGCGAGGGAAAACUUUUCAGUGUUAACCUGCUCGACGAGAGUGGUGAGAUCAAGGCCACUGGUUUCAACGACCAGUGUGACGCUUUCUACGACCGCCUGCAGGAAGGCUCUGUCUACUACAUCUCCACACCUUGCCGAGUUGCCUUGGCUAAGAAACAGUUUUCCAAUCUUCCCAACGACUACGAGCUCACCUUCGAACGCGACACUGUCAUCGAGAAGGCAGAGGAUCAGACCAAUGUUCCACAAGUGAGGUUCAAUUUCUGCUCCAUCCAGGAACUCCAGAGUGUGGAGAAGGACAAUACUGUCGAUGUCAUUGGUGUGUUGAAGGAGGUCGGCGAGGUUGGCGAUAUCACAUCCAAGAAGGAUGGCCGACCAUUCCAAAAGCGAGAAUUAACACUCGUGGAUGAUACGGGCUUCUCAGUCCGUGUUACUAUUUGGGGCAAGUCGGCCAACUCUUUCGAUGCUCCUCCUGAAUCAGUGGUUGCUUUCAAGGGCACCAAGGUGUCUGAUUUUGGUGGCAAGAGUCUCAGUCUCCUCUCUUCCGGCACAAUGACUGUCGACCCCGAUAUUCCUGAUGCCCACAGGCUCAAGGGCUGGUACGACUCUGCUGGUCGCAAUGACACAUUCGCCACGCAUCAAAACAUGGCCUCCAUGGGCAAUGCUACUGGGCGAAAGGAAGACCUCAAGACCAUUUCUCAGGUCAAGGAUGAGAACCUUGGCAUGGACGACCAGGCUUACUACACUAUCAAGGCUACUAUUGUCUUUGUCAAGCAGGAGAAUUUUUGCUAUCCUGCUUGCCUAUCUCAGGGCUGCAAUAAGAAGGUCACACAAAUGCCUGAUGGCACUUGGCACUGCGAGAAGUGCGCUAUCUCCCACGAAAAGCCAGAAUACCGGUACAUUCUCUCUUUGAACGUUGCGGAUCACACCAGCCACCAAUGGCUCAGCUGUUUUGACGAUUCUGGUCGACAGAUCGUGGGACGAACUGCCGACGAGAUGAUGGAGCUCAAGGAAAAUGAUGACAAUAAAUUCAUGGCCGCGUUUGAAGAGGCCAACUGCAAGAAGUUCACUUUCCGAUGCCGGGCGAAGAUGGAUAACUUUGGCGAAGCUCAACGGAUACGCUACCAGGUGAUGACUGUCACGCCCUUAGACUUCAAGUCUGAAGGCACCAAGCUUGACGAGUUGAUCAAGCAGUACGAGAACAGCUCGCUAUGAUGUGCUUACGAAUUGCUAACCUGGGUUCAUUGGAGUGCCGGCUGACUAAAACAUGUGCUUCGGGAAUUAAUCGAUACACCUUUUGCGAAGUCCGAUGAAGAGGGAUUUUUGUUAUUGGGUCAAUAUUAGCAUAACAUAGAAUAAUGAGACAAAUGCAGU